Bacillus rossius redtenbacheri is the source of this 5491-nucleotide messenger RNA. RefSeq names its product syntaxin-16 (gene Syx16). Lineage: Eukaryota; Metazoa; Arthropoda; Insecta; Phasmatodea; Bacillidae. The record is from RefSeq and is a predicted model, not a curated record. The coding region runs from base 406 to 1344 and encodes 312 amino acids. Gene Ontology annotation, cellular component: membrane; endomembrane system; SNARE complex. Gene Ontology annotation, biological process: vesicle-mediated transport; intracellular protein transport; vesicle fusion. The transcript has 5 exons. Gene Ontology annotation, molecular function: SNARE binding; SNAP receptor activity.
UUAUGUCAAUGGCGUUGCAGCAAAAGUGCAGUAUGUUUCAGUCGUGUGUGAAUCUGACACUGAUUUCUCUUAAACAACUAAUUAAAUCAAUUAAAAAAUAUUAUGUUUGAACGUGAUGCAGAUUAUUACAUUGAACACGUCACUACCCAUGUCACGUAUUUCAAUUAUUAUAAUUCGAUCAAUAAGUGGUUAUGUGCACUUUUUUGAACUUUUUAAAACUAACAGAUGUUAAGAAAUUAAGUUUCUUUUUUUUUUUUGUCGUUCUUUACAUAUCACUUGUAAGAUUAUUGUUGUGAUCUCUUUAGAGUUGUAUUUUAUUAACAGAACGUCAUAAAAACCGUGCUCGAUAAUGUGUUCGUGGAUCGUUUACUAACUUAUCAAGUAAAGCCAUAUUACGUGAAGAAAAUGACAACUAGAAGUUUAACAGAUGUAUUCGUGCUAAUGCGCAACAAUGCUAUGCAAAGUAGGCAUAUUUAUUCAGAACAGCGCGUGACGGACCGCAUGUCGCUGGUGGGGCCCGACGCGGAGGGCGGGCUGGAGCUGCGGUCCGGCCGGGAGUCGCGCCUGCCCCCCGCGUGGGCGGACGGGCUGGAGGAGGCCCAGUACUGCCUGUCGCGACUCCGCUCCAAGGUGCAGGACCUGGAGGCCCUGCACGCCCGCCACCUGCUCCGCCCCACCCUCGACGACUCCUCCGGGGAGGAGCGCCAGAUCGAGGCCCUCGCCCAGGAGGUCGCCCGGAUGUUCGGGACCGCACACAAGGUCAUCCAGCAGAUCCGGCGCCAGAGCAGCGACGGCAGCCAGCAGGAGAAGAAGCUGUCGUACAACGUGGUUUCGUCACUUGUCGCGUCCUUGCAAGACCUGUCAGUACAGUUCCGCAGCUCCCAGAGCUCCUACCUCGCGAAGCUGGACUCCCGGGAGGAGCGGUCGCGGCAGUACCUGAGCGCGGAGCUGGAGGAGGCGGGGGGCGGCCAGGACGACCUGGACCUGGUGUUCGGCAUGGCGCCGGCGUCGCGCGGCGUCGCGCAGCAGCAGCUGCUGCUGCUGGAGGAGCAGAACACCCGUGCCGUCGCUCGGCGCGAGGAGGAGGUGCGCCAGAUCGUGCGCUCCAUCGCCGACCUCAACCACGUCUUCAAGGACCUGGCCCACCUGGUGGCCGACCAGGGUACGAUUCUGGAUCGGAUUGACUACAACAUAGAGCAGACACAGUCACAGGUACAUCAGGGCUACCAACAGCUGCAGAAAGCAGACAAGCUCCAACGCAAGAACCGCAAGAUGGUGUGCAUCUUGAUUCUUGCCACGUCGACGAUCCUGUUGACCAUCCUGCUGAUCAUUGUCAAGACAUAGCUAGUUUGUUCCACUUCUUGGUGCUUUGUCCUCAUCUUACAACGCAGACGCCGGCGACACGAGUGUUGCAGGGAAGAAGUGUUCUAAGAACGGCUCGUAACGGCAGCUUGGCAAUGUCAUUCUUCUGGAAAAUAUAUCCAGGAAUGAUGUAUAAGAAUGUACAAAUUGAAUCACAAGACUGCAGGUGUGUCAUGUAUUUUACCCACUGUACUCUGUUCCUUAUAGACAAAACCACUGCGAAAAAAAAUUUCCUGUUGUGUGCAGUUCCCAGGUGUUCAACUUUGCAUGUAUGCAUUCCUGAUUGUUGCUUAGAAUGUAGUUGGUAAAAUAAAACUGCUUGAAAUUCCACCUAAAUGCUGACUAAAAAGUUUGGUUAUUGCAAUUAUUCUGUAUUUUAGUUUCAGAAAGCCCAAUAAAGUUUAUAAUUAAUUAUUCAUGUACUUUAAAAUACAAUUCUAAACAAAUGUUCCACCCCUAAACUGUAGUAACUUUAAUUUACACUUCCUAAUAUUCACACACAAAGGUCAGGCUGAUUACAAAGGGAUAAAAGAAGUUUUAUGAUUAUAACAUGUAUUAUUUUCAAAUUAAUUUUGUGUAUUAAAAUUUGUUUAUCAUGGUUGCUACAGGUCUAAAAAGCUAGGACAAGUCAGGGAAUUUAAAAUGGUCAGGGAUUUUCGAGAAAUGUUAGGAAAAUCAUAACAUAACAUCACAAAAUUCUGUUGAUUUUCCUUCUUUUUUUGAAUUCUCAGGCUUUUUUUUUUUCUGUAAACAUGUAGUUCAACGGGAAAAAAAGUAUUCACAUAUGUUUACAUACAAGUUCAAUAGCAUCUACCAAUAGUUUCAGGAGAAUCUAUAGUACAUUUGCAAACAUUUAUUUUGAUUUUAAACUGCGUUAAUUUUACGACGUGGCUAUUUAUUUUUAUGGGCGUGUGGCGUCAAUAAGUAAUCCAACACUGAAUUUUUUACAAUAAUUCUGAAGAUUACCAACAUCUGUGGAUUAAUAGAGAUAAAUUUACCUAGAAAUAUGUAUUCAAAAAUUAUGAUAAAAUUUAAAUUAAUAAUUUAUGUUGUGGUAAGGAGAUCAAGAUCAAAGUGUUUUCAAGGAGAAUAUAAUUAUGGUUUCUGCAAUUAGGGUUUAUGUGUUAAUAUUAAACAAAAUAUAUGAAACGAGAAACCAGAUCGCAAAUGGUAAAAAAUGGAGAAGAGUCUAGCGACAGCAAUGCUACCUUCCUGCAACUGGCAACUGGCAACUGGCUCGUUCCGGGGCCGGCUGCCGCACCGCUCACGCUCGUUCCGGGGCCGGCGGCACGAUCAUAUAUGUCAUCUGAAACUUUUAUUUGUCAAAUAUGGCCUCGUGGCUGAACGCUUAGCGGCGCUAUCAUCUGAUCGUAAAGUUGCCGAUUCGAAUCCCGGCAAGUGCGAAUUUUUUUUUGUACUUGUAAAAUUAAUACGAGCACGUAUAAUUUCAAAAGUAAUAAAUAUAUUUGAAUAAUGAAUGCAAAUAAAAGUAAAUUUAUUAAUUAAAUUGUAAUUUUCAGAUAAGGACAUGAUAACUAAUGGUCAAUUAGGUUAGGUUAGCUACAUUAUAAAUACUUUAAAACUUUGUGGACGGUUGAUUUGGUAGGAUAGUUACAUUAAAGAUACUUGGAAAUCAAACAUCCAGGGGGUAGGCGCUCCCAAUCGGCCAACUUCGGAGAGGAUCGGCAGUUGCAGGACGGUAGCAUUGCUGUCGCUAGACUCUUGUAAAAAUGGCAUCAGAAAUCAUUAAAAAAAUAAAAAAAAUAAAAAACUUAAAAUCAGGUAACCUCAACUUGAGACAAUUACAACCUUAAGUAAACACAAAAUAAAUAACAAUAGUUUAUUUUAUUUGUUAUUUAAAUUACGUUACAAAUUUGGUUUUACCCGUAAUUCUAUUAAGUAUUCAGUACUGUUAAUUUUGAAUUUUGCCAUCAAAUUUUGAGGUUAGGUAGCUAUAAUUGGCAAUUCAUAACCAAUCAUUCAACUGCAUUCAAAGUAUUUGUAAUGUAGUUAACCUAGCUUAACCAACAGUCUUCACUAUAUUUAAAUAUUUUAAAUGCAGCUAACCUAUUCAAACUGAGUUUUUUUUAUCAAACUAUAAAUGUAAUAUGAAAGCUAACCUAACCACUCAGUGGUACCUAAACUACUUAUGAACAACUUGAAUGAUUGGAAAUUGUGUCAGGGAGUAAAAUUGCAACUUAUAACUUUUUCUCCGGAAAAGAGUCUUUCCUUCAAAAUUACCAAUAAUUAAUUUCAAUAGGGUGAGUUCUACUAAGUAAAAAAAAUAUAUAUAUUAUAGAUGAGGUUAAAGUUCUUUGAUUUUGUUUUCUUCCGAGAAGAGGUUUUAUCAUGUAAUUAUUAAUUUAUUUUGGUAUGCAUAUGUUUUAAUAUGAAAAUGGGGCAUUUUAACGGCAGACACAAUUUUCUUUUCCUGCAAAAAAAAAACAUUCAUCAUUAAGUGGUGCCGCAGGAUUGAUUGUGUCUGAAAGGUAAGGAAAUUUGUCAAUUCAGAUCUGGAAAACCUGGAAAAGUCUGGGAAUUUUAACAUUUUUCAAGCUUCUAGCAAUCAUGUUCAUGUACGUGUGUUAUAUUUAUGCACACUGUAAACAAGAUACACAGAUGUUUUCGUAAAUAAUUUUUUGUUUUGAUUUUGAAUAUUAACACUUAGUGUGUGAUAUUUCUGUAAAAUGUUACAUUUACAGACAAAACUCCUGUUGGUUUAAGAUGUAUCCAUCCAUAAUUAUUAUUUUUGAUUUAAUGAUGAUCUUGUAAAAUAGUGAAAUGUGCUUCCCUAUUUUCCUAUUCAUUAAUUUCUGAAUGUUUUUGUUGACUUUUUUUUAAAUCGAAUUAUAUUUUUAAUCUUGAAACAUAAAUAUGUACCUGCAAUAAAUCAGGCCUGUGUACUUGUGUUUUAAAGCUUCCUAAAAUAUUAAUUGUAAUGUAUAGAGUUUAUAUAUGAUAGCAUUUUCAUUAUGUUCUGAAUCACUUUAAACCCAAUUUUAAAUUUUGAAGUUGUUGGAAACAUUUAUUUAAUGUAGGUCAUGGUAAAAUUUAAAGCCAAGGAAGACAUACAUUUGAAUGUAUGGCUUGUGUUUAAAUGCACACUUUGGAAUUUGUGCUCAAUAGGUACUCUAAGCUUACCUGCAAUGUAAAAUUUAAUUGUUUUGUUGAUUAAAGUGUUUAUAAAUAUUUAAAAAGUUGUAUUAGAGGACAAAAUUUAACUGUACUAUCCAUCUGUGAAAAAGUUCAUUAUUUAUACUCUCCCGAUGAAUUUUACAAAUGGAAAAUAAGAUAGCACAUAGUGUAUGUGUGUAAGUGGCAGUGGCACAACAUUUGUUGCAGAAUAUGCUUCUGAAUGGAAUAUUCCUAGAAAUUGCCAUAAAUCAAAAAUAAUUAAUAAUUGUACGAACAUACAAUAACAACAAGGAAUGCCAAGUUAUCUGUGAUAAAAAUGCAGCUUUUACUGCAAACUGCAUUUGAAAAUAAGUUUGAAAAAUAACAAAUUACAGAUCAAAAUCAAAGGCAGACAUUUGCACCACAGUUGUUUCAGUUUGCCACUAUGAAAAAAUUAAUGGUCAAAAAACUGUCACUAAUAUUUAUUUCUGGGAUGCUUUAAAUUUAAACCCAUUGUUUUAGGUCAAGGCAAGAGAGCAAGUUCUUUGAUUGGCUGUGUUUCGUGUUGUUGGGUUUUUCACAAUUACUUAGAUGUUUGUAAUUGUGCUUUAAUCAAAAUUAUGCUUUUCUUUUUAACUUACAUAUUGAUGGGGAGAACUGUAAAAGGUAUGGUUUUACAGAAUGGGCAUUAAAUGAAAAAGGAGAAACCUAAAACUGUAUACAUGAAGAUUGUAAUAUUGUUACAUUAUACAUGUGCUAAUGAGUUUAGGUACCUGUGUUAAGAGUGAUAUUUACAUAAAUAAAUUAUUGUUUAGCUGAAAAACUAUUUUGAGAUAGUUAAUUAGUGAAUUUUGUAUUAUUUUUUUAUAUGUUGACACAUUAUAUCUGUGAGCCAAGGUGAACCUGUGUUGUUAAUUACUUAAUGUUUGCUUCUGUUUUUGCCCAGCUCAAUGAGAGUACAUAUUUAAAGCCUUUAUGUAUGUACAUAUUGUGUACAUUAAAAACCUUAACUUCA